AUAUCGAUUUUCUGCUUCGGUAGCGCAAUGGCAUUAGGUUUCGCUUACAUCUACACGGUGAUCAUAUUCUGCCCGAUUCUAUACUAUUGCUCUCCAGAAGAAACCAAAGAAAUUCCAGAAGGAUGCUUCCGACGGAAGGGCAAGCGCUUCUUCCGAGCUGUUCUUCACGGUUACAGUCGGUUCUUGUCCGAUAGGCGUGUGGCCAUAGUACUGUUUAUCGGAACUUUGGUCUAUUGGUACUUUGGCAUUAUGGGCACCGUCAGCAUAACAGCCAAGCUAGAUACAGAGAAGAUUCUUCCAAAGGACACGCCGAUCCAUCGGCCAAACCGAUUUGUGGAGAGUAUAGUCUGGGCCGAAUAUUACCCUGUUCACAUCAUCGUCAAUAGCCCAGUUGAUAUUCGUGAUGCUGACAAGCUAAACGAAAUCAACACAUUUGUGGGCGAGUUCGAAUCAUUGCCAACAUGUCGAGGCUCCAAUUUCACAAUGUUCUGGCUGCGUGAUUAUACCGAUUAUUACUGGGGAGUCGGUGUCAAUGAUUUCGAUUUCUAUUUCGAUGCUGAUGAGUAUCCUGAUGAGAAAGAGUUUGGAUAUAAGAAGCUGCCUGGCUUUUUGGGAAAUCCUCUCUACAAGCAUCAUAAGGCAUUCCUUAACAUCGAUUACAACAAGACGUGA
Cylicostephanus goldi is the source of this 672-nucleotide messenger RNA. Lineage: Eukaryota; Metazoa; Nematoda; Chromadorea; Rhabditida; Strongylidae. The record is from the annotation of a GenBank genome assembly.